AUGCUUAUUACUUUGUUGAGGAAAGAGACUUCUGGGAGGGACUUGAUUAGGCCUGGUGCGACUCGCUUUGCCACAGCAUAUUUGACUCUAUCUUGUCUUAGUGAACUCGAAACACCAUUGAGGGCCAUGUUUGAUUCAGAAGAUUGGAGGUCAACUAAGUUUGCUGCUUCAACAGAGGGGAAACAGGUGCAAAGAAUAGUAAAGGAUUCUCAAUUUUGGAAGAACAUAGUGAUAUGUCUCAAGGCUGCUGGUCCUAUGAUAGAAGUCCUUCGCUUGGUGGAUUCAGAUGAAAAACCCGCCAUGGGUUUCGUAUAUGAUGCAAUUGAUACCGCUAAAGAGAAGAUAAGAACAAACUUCAAGGAUGUCAAGAAAAGAUAUGAGUCUGUAUGGAAAAUCAUUGAUGAGAGGUGGGAUAAACAACUUCAUAGGCCCUUACAUGCAGCUGGAUAUUAUCUUAAUCCCUACUUCCAUUGGGAUUCUAAUUUCAAAAAGGAAGAUGUUGAGGUCAAAGAAGGGCUAUACAGUUGCAUGAUAAAGAUGGUACCCAAUGCCGUGGAGAGGAAAAAGAUUCAUGCCCAACUUAUUGUGUUUCAUAAUAGAAAAGGCAUGUUUGGACUAGAAGAUGCACAAAGUGUUAGGAAGACUGUGACUCCAGCAGAAUGGUGGGAGGCUUAUGGAGAUCAUUGUCCCGAACUAAGUAAUUUUACCAUUCGGGUUCUAAGCUUGACUUGUAGUUCUUCCGGGUGUGAGCGUAAUUGGAGCGCAUUUGAAAUGAUGCAUACAAAGAAAAGGAAUAAAUUGCACCAAAAGAAGAUGAAUGAUUUGGUUUAUGUCAUGUACAACUUGAAGUUGAAGAAUAAACCAAAAAAGAGAAAUGUUUUUGCCUCUUGUUCAUUUGAGGAAGUUGCUUCAGAUGAUGAGUGGAUAACUGAGGAAGGAGAAGAUGUUAAUGUCAAUGAACGGAAUGAAGAAGUUGGACUUGAACAUCUUAAUGAUAAUGAUGUUAAUGUUGAUUUGGAUGAAGUUGAAGGAAGUAUUAGUCAUACUAAUGCAAGUGGAAUUAGACAAGACUUUUCAUCUGAUUCUGAUGAAGGUGAUGCCGAUGGCAAUGAUGAUGGAGGAGAAUCUGAAGAUGAUGAUGGUGAUGAUCAUGGAAUGGAAGAAUGA
Lotus japonicus is the source of this 1167-nucleotide messenger RNA. RefSeq lists its product as uncharacterized. NCBI's taxonomy places the organism in Eukaryota, Viridiplantae, Streptophyta, Magnoliopsida, Fabales, Fabaceae. The coding region runs from base 1 to 1167 and encodes 388 amino acids. The record is from RefSeq and is a predicted model, not a curated record. The transcript has 3 exons. Gene Ontology annotation, molecular function: protein dimerization activity.